Messenger RNA from Aedes albopictus (Asian tiger mosquito), 5482 nucleotides. RefSeq lists its product as uncharacterized. Gene Ontology annotation, biological process: DNA integration. NCBI's taxonomy places the organism in Eukaryota, Metazoa, Arthropoda, Insecta, Diptera, Culicidae. The record is from RefSeq and is a predicted model, not a curated record. Gene Ontology annotation, molecular function: nucleic acid binding; zinc ion binding. Bases 989 to 5482 code for a protein of 1497 amino acids. The transcript is spliced from 4 exons.
UUUCCCGUUUCAAAUUUACCCAUAUAUUGUGUGAGUCACAGGCUUAAACUCCUUCUUGAAUUUUGGUCCGCCAUCUUGGAUUCUUUGGUCUCGAGUUAGUGAACUGCCGACAGGAUGGAAAUUCGUCAACCAUUACAAAGGUAACAACAAAUCGGCUUGAUAUCAUAUGUCUCAUUAUAGGAGGCUGUUCAGCUUCAUAUUUGGCCACUUUCAAUGGUCAAGAGAUUAUACGAAGGCUUCGUGGUUCCCAAAAUCAAUGGAGUCUUCGUGUGCAGUUGCUAUGCACCUCCAAGGUGGUCGGAUGAAGAGUACAACAGGAUACUGGAUGCACUCACGAACAGGCUGGUCGGGCAGAAGCCGGUAGUUAUCAGAGGCGAUUUCAACGCUUGGGCCGUGGAAUGGGUAGUAGGCUCACCAAUGCAAGAGGGUACUGUAGCAUAAGAUAGCGGUGCGCCAGAAUAAAUGUAUAAACGAUUAAAUUUGAUGUUUCAAUGAGAUUCCAAUAGAAAGAUGAAAAAUACCCAGUCGAAAAGGGAAAGGCGGAGUUAUUUUCCCGUAAUACUUCUUCUUCGUUGUGGUUUUUCCGCCGUUGCAUUUCAUUUGGUGUUCCCCUUCGCUACUUCCCCUAUGUUGAUUCUGAUUGGCUGUCGCAUUGACUGCAAAUCUUAGCCUGCUUCACCUAUAUAAAGUGAGGCUAUCGCUCGGACGGGCUCAUUAUACAGUCGAACGCUGAAGACGACACAGCAUCAUCGCGACAUAACAGCAGCAGCAGCAAAAGCAAACACAUCCCGGAAUUUUCCUGCACCGGCUCGCGUGAGGCAGCACAGCAGAAUCAUCGCGGCGAAACAGUGCCCGCGCCGACGACGCGACAGGAGCAGUAACUCAAACCGAACGAGCAGAGCAGUAGUAGCCCGCCAGAUAGCUACAUUUUGUAGUAUUAACUGCCUGGCAAAACAGCAACGAUCCGCCGACGGCAGCAGGCUUGAGAAUGCUGGGCAACGGUAGUCCUAGCGGAACGUCCGGCUUCGACAAUGGCGCAGCUGGUAGCGGUGCCGAGUCUCCGGAGCACGUUUUAAGGAUUUCCAGACCGACGAAAACACAACUCAGAGCAGAGUUGAAGGCAGUGAAGGCAGAAUUAGAAAGGACCCGAAUGGAAAAGGAAGAACUGAGUCGCAUCUUAGCGAGUAUGGACGAUGACGAAAACGAGUUCGGUGAGGCUAGGACCAGCACGAUGCGUGAAGACUGCAGUCCCGAACCACGUGAAACUCCAGUCACAGCAAAUGAGACGUUGCUGCUGACGAUGACAAACAUGUCACUGAGCAGCCUCAACAUUCCCGAAUGCGUACCAACUGCAGGCGAGACUGAACUUAACAAACGCGAUUACGACCACUGGAAGAACGUUGUGAACGCAUCGCUGAACCUCAUCCAAGCAGUCGAUGAAUCGGUUAAGAUGGAUUUGUUCCGCAUCAAAGCAGGGCCACUGCUACUCGAGCUGCUGGAAGGAACUACAACGCAGCCAGGAAUGCCAAAUGAGGAACAAUCACCAUACUCGAACGCAAUAGCUCGGCUGGAUGCCCAUUUCGGUUCGCGUGCGUACAUGUUGUCGCAACGGAACAAGUUGGCUAACAUGGUUCAGAAAGGUGGUGAGCCAAACAUUCAGUUCGUGAAAAGAGUGGCGGCGGCAGCGAAACUCUGCACGUAUAAAACAGAUGAGGAAUUCGAAGCUGUUUCUCGCACAUUGACCAGGGGAUCAACCGAUGGUCGCGUGAGGACUCUCGCAUGUCGGGUGUUGACCGACGGAGGCUCCCUAAAUGAACUGAUCGAUCAAGUGCGCUUACGGGAAGUGGAAUUAGACAACGAAAAGGACUACCAGAGACUGCAUCAGCAGCGAUCUGCAACCGUGGCAGCAAUCUCACGCCAUCCGGAUGAACUGGUUCAGCGUCGACAUGGUCCAACGGCACCAUCCAGAGGAUACAACGGCGGUCGUGGAAGAACUUUUGCUGGCCGUGAUCCAACGAGAAAUCAGAGAUUCCCUCAAUCAUGCUGGAGAUGUUUGAGCACAUACCACGCAGCAGAAGCCUGUUUCCACGCUGACAAGGUUUGUCGCAGGUGCAACCGGCGGGGACAUAUUGCCCGAGCUUGUUCAACUCAGGUGAAACAGGAACCGCGUAAACGGCGCUGGGAAGGAGAGGAGCAAGAGCCUCCUACAAAGAUUGCGUUGGUCCAAAAAGUGGAAGACGAUGUGGAAGACGUUAAGAUGGCAGAAGUCUCAAAAAUCGACGAACGGAGCAUUGACAAAAUCGGAUCAGACGUAAAAGAAGAUAGGGCUGCAUACGUUGAGGCGUGUGUGGCUGGCAUUAAGGUCCAAUUCUUCAUUGACUCCGGUGCACAGGUCAACACAAUAACGUCGGAGUCUUUCAACGUCAUUCUUCAGGACAAAACUGCAAAACAAAACUUGUACGAGCUUACGUAUGGAUCAGAUAAACCUCUACGGGCGUAUGCAUCACCGGGAAACAUCGAUGUGGUUGCAACCUUCUCGGCGGAACUUUUUGUGUCAGACGAACGCCCAGUAACUAUCGAAAAGUUUUACGUGGUGCGUGAAUCAAGGGCGCUUUUGGGAUUCAAUACCGCCAUCCGUUACAGUUUGUUGGCAGUAGGCCUAGAUGUACCUGUUAACAGAGAUACAGUCCCAGAUUGGCGAUGUGAAUUUGCGGUACAUAGCGUAGAAACGGCCUCUCAAUUCCCCAAAUUCAAUGUUCCUGCGGUGAAGCUAAGCUAUGAUACUUCUAUAGCACCAUCGAGAAAUGUUUACACACACAUUCCGGCCGCAUUCAAGGAACUGACUAGGCAAAAGCUGAAGGACCUGCAGGAUACUGGUAUCAUCGAGAAAGUUACCUCCCAAAUGGAUAGAAGUUUCUGCUCUUCCUUGUUGGUAAUUCCAAAAGGAAAAUCGGACAUCAGACUUGUUGUUGAUCUUCGUGGUCCUAACAAGUGUAUCAACAGAACGCCUUUUAGGAUGCCGACAUUCGAAUCGAUCCUGUUACAGCUGCAUGGAGCCAAGUUCUUCUCAACGAUCGAUUUAAGGAAUGCAUUCUUUCACAUUGAACUCGAUGAGAGUUCAAGGCAUCUCACGAACUUUUUCGCCGGCGAAGCACUCUACAGAUGCUGCCGAUUACCCUUCGGACUUACGAAUGCGCCGGAUAUCUUUCAGGAGGUGAUGGAAACGGUGAUUCUCACAGAAUGCGAAGGAACUGUCAAUUAUCUCGAUGACGUAAUGGUGUUCGGGAAAACGAAAGAGGAACAUGAUCGAAACCUCGGAAAAGUACUGAAACGACUUGAAGACCAUAAUGUGAGAAUCAACAAUGAGAAAUGUGCCUUUGGAAAGGAAUCAGUCAGAUUCCUGGGCUUCCAAGUAUCGGACGAAGGUUGGCAAGUCGAAAAUGAGAAAAUCGGAGCAAUCAAGGAUGCACGCAGGCCCGAGUCUACUGCAGAGGUGAAAAGUUUCUUGGGACUUGUUACUUUUAUCGACAGAUUCAUUCCCCGGAGGGCUGACAAGACACGUCACUUACGAGAUCUAUCUAAGUCGCAGGAAUUUUACUGGAAUCAGGACCUAGAAGACGAGUUUCAGUAUCUAAAGUCUGAGGCAUGGAAGCAAAUCAAAACCUUGGGAUAUUUCAAGCGUGAUGACGAAACAGAGCUAUUUGUGGAUGCUUCCCCUUAUGGACUAGGGGCAGUUCUAGUCCAAUAUGACGCUGAGUCCAAACCUCGAAUCAUCUCUUGUGCAUCGAAAGCGUUGACACCAGCUGAGAAGAAAUACCCACAAACCCAGAAGGAAGCUCUGGCAAUGGUGUGGGGCGUAGAGCGAUUCUCGAUUUAUCUCAUGAACACAGCUUUCGUCAUUCGAACGGAUGCGGAGUCAAAUGAAUUUAUUUUCGGUGGUUUGCACAGAAUCGGCAAGAGAGCCGUUUCACGAGCCGAAGCGUGGGCACUGCGACUUCAGCCUUAUAACUUUAAGGUUGUACGGGUACCAGGUGAAAUGAACAUGGCCGAUGCGCUAUCUCGAUUAGUGUCAGAGUCACAACCAACGGAAUCGUUCGAUGAGUCCAACGAGAAACAUCUACUGUACUUUCUGGACACUGGUACAAUGGAAUUCACCUGGGAGGACAUCGAGUUUGAAGCCGAGAAAGACGAUGAGCAAAUUAUGGUUCGUGAGGCAAUCAGGAAUGAUUACUGGGAUAGAAGUCUGAAGCGAUACGAAUCGGAGGCGAAGAAUUUGCGUAUCCUUGGCAGCCUUAUCUUUUUGAACGACAGAGUGAUACUCCCCUACGCCCUUCGCGAAAGAGCGCUGAACUCGGCUCACCAAGGGCAUAUGGGCAUUGCGUCAAUGAAGAAAGUGUUGAGAACUUAUUUUUGGUGGCCAUCCAUGGCCAAGCAGGUAGACACGUUCGUGAAAGGCUGUGAAACAUGUUUCCGUCUGUCCAGGAAAAACCCGCCGAUCCCACUAACCAGUCGUGAGCUACCCGAUGGCCCAUGGGAAAUCCUUCAGCUGGACUUCUUCACAUUCAACGGCUGUGGUUCUGGUGAAUUUCUCGUUGUGGUGGAUACUUAUUCGCGGUAUCUACAUGUCAUAGAAAUGAAGACCACGGAUGCCGAUAGCACCAACGCAGCUCUGAGCAGGAUCUUUGAGACAUGGGGAUAUCCGCUUGCUCUCCACAGUGACAACGGUCCGCCUUUCCAAAGCGAAAAAUUUGUCAAGACCUGGGAGGAUAGAGGAGUAAGAAUCAGAAAAUCAAUUCCCCUAAGCGCUCAAUCGAAUGGAGCUGUGGAACGGCAGAAUAAGGGAUUGAAGGACGCAUUGACCGCUGCCAAGCUAGAUAACGUCAGCUGGCGAGGAGCCUUGGAAAGGUACUUGCACAUGCAUAACAAGGUGCGACCAUUAUCACGCCUUGGUAUCACACCGUUUGAACUGCUCGUAGGCUGGAGAUUCAGAGGAACCUUUCCAUUUUUAUGGGAAACCUUGCCGACCGACCAAGUUGACCGGACGGAUGUUCGCGAGAAGGACGCUGUAACUAAGCUAGACAGUAAACACUAUGCAGAUUCCCAUCGAGGAGCCGAGGAAUCCAGUAUUUCUGUCGGUGAUAGGGUUCUUCUGGCGCAAAAUUCAAAGCAGAAAGGUGAACCGACGUUUUCAGGAGAUCGUUACACUGUUUUGACGCGAGAUGGAGCAAAAGUCGUAGUCCAGAGUGACAGAGGCGUACAGUAUUCGAGAAAUGUACAGGACGUGAAGAAAAUUCCUAUUAUGCUGCGCGGGAAUAGUAACACAGAUUCAGCAAGUACACCCGAUUUUCCUCCUGAAACGGAAUUCCCUGAUGUUUCCACGGAGUCCAUGCCAGAACAUGUAGCUGAACCAGCUAGACCGAAACGUAUAAGACAGAAACCUUUCCAUUUCAAUGAUAUGAUUUUGUAUUGCAUUUAUGAUUGA